UUGCUGCAGGGAGGAGCGAGCGGAGAGCAGUCAGCGGAGCCGAGCGGAGCAUCACAGCCCCGCAUUCAAGGAAACGGGCAAACACAGCACUUUCUUCUUUUGACUUUCCGUUAUGCAGCACACGUACUUAAUAACAAGAAAUAUAUGCAUGUCGAUGUGGAUCCUUACGGAAGCCGUUUGACUCUGAGAGGCUGGAAAUCUCUGCCCCCCCCAUUUGUGUCCUGCGCCAAGAACUGUAAAGACAUGGUCAUUACACCGCAUCUGUGAUGAACAGCAAGCAGUGAGUGUGAGACGCUUUCUUCAGAGGAUGCUCCUGGUCUGCGGGAAUCAGUGUUGAGGGAGGUCCACAGAGCCGACGGGUGCCCACCAUGUCUCACCUCCAGCACUACCAGCGAGGCCCUCACGGCCGCACCAUGAGCUCCGAGGAGAGGAGCUAUCCGCUAGUAAACAAGAGCGCCACGCCGGUUCACAAGAGCGUCUCCUCCUCUUCCUCCUCCCAGCGCGACAGUCGGCAGGAGGCAGACAGCUGGGAAAUCAUCGAGGGGCUGAAAAUCGGCCAGAGCAACGUGCAGAGGCCUGAUAAACACGAGGGUUUUAUGUUGAAGAAGCGGAAAUGGCCCCUGAAAGGCUGGCACAAGCGUUUUUUUGUCCUGGACAAUGGUAUCCUGAAGUACUCCAAGUCCCCCAUUGAUAUCCAAAAGGGCAAACUUCACGGUAGCAUCGACGUUGGCCUCUCAGUCAUGUCCAUCAAGAAGAGAGCCCGUCGCAUCGACCUGGACACUGAGGAGCAUAUCUAUCACCUGAAGGUCAAAUCUCAAGACAUCUUUGACGCCUGGGUGUCCAAGUUGCGUCAUCACCGGCUUUACCGACAGAACGAGAUCGUGCGAUCUCCCCGGGAGGCCACCAUGCGGACGUUUCCCCCGCCGGCUGCCAAGGAGUCCCCCCAACCUGCCCCGAGUGUGGUAUGUGAAGCCAAGCAGGCCAAGCCGAGCAGUUUGCCGUGGCAGCCGGUGGCCCCGAGUAGCAACAGCAGCCUGCCCGCCUCCUACAGUAACGGCCAGAGCAAGGUGGUCGCUUGGCUGCAGGAAUCCGAGGAGAUGGACAAGUGCGCAGAGGAGCUUGCACGAUGUCAGUCCAAUCUGACUGACCUGAGCCGGCUAUUGCAGAGUUUGGAGAUUCUACAAAGGACACAGUCAGCGCCCAACUUCACAGAAAUGCAGACCAAUUGUGUAGAAUUAUCAAAGAAAGAAAAGCGCUUGAACAGAAGAUGGAGAACAAAAAGUGUCGGCAAAGAUCCAAAAUUCCAGCUUCAGGUCCCUCUGUCUGCCAGCAUGUCCCCCGUCCGUCUCCACUCAUCCAACCCCAACCUGUGUGCCGAGCUGGUGGACUUUCAACCCCCCGUCUCCCGGCUGACAGACAGCGUCGAGUGUGCCAGUGACUACAUUAAGCUUCAGGAGGAAUUCUGCACAAUUGCCCAGAAAGUCCACUCCCUGCUGAAGUCGGCCUUCAACACAGUCGCCAUAGAGAAGGAAAAGAUCAAACAGAUUCUGUCUGACCAGGAGCAGUCGGACCAAUCAGCCCAGAUCAACUCUCUCAGGAAGUCUCUGUCACAGGCCCUGUCCCAAAAUGCAGAACUUCGAACCCGACUCAACCGCAUCCACUCUGAAUCUGUCCUGAAUGAACAAGUUGUCAGUGUGAACAUCAUCUCCACGCCUGAUGAGGCUGGAGAACAGAUGGGGAUCCCUCUGACUCAGCAGGCCUCUAAUGAGAGCCGACUCUCCAUGUCGGAGUCCGUCUCCGAGUUCUUUGAUGCCCAGGAAGUGCUUCUGUCAGCCAGCUCGUCGGAGAAUGAGGGCUCAGACGAUGAGUCAUACGUCAGCGAUGUGAGCGAUAACAUUUCAGAGGACAACGCCAGUGUGACUGAUAACGUCUCCAGACAAAUGGCCAACGGCGACUUCGCUGGCAGUGCCUUCCGUAACGGCCGGCGAAGCUGCCUGUCGGCGCCGUGUCCCGACACCAGCAACAUUAACCUCUGGAACAUCUUGAGGAACAACAUCGGCAAGGACUUGUCCAAAGUGUCCAUGCCUGUGGAGCUCAACGAGCCGCUCAACACCUUGCAGCGCAUGUGUGAAGAGCUGGAGUACAGCGAGCUGCUGGACAAAGCUGCUGAGACCGAGGAUCCUUUUGAACGCAUGGUUGUCGUCGCUGCUUUCGCCGUCUCGGGCUACUCGUCCACUUACUACAGAGCAGGAAGUAAGCCAUUCAACCCGCUGCUCGGAGAGAGUUAUGAAUGUAUUCGGGAAGACAAGGGCUUCUGUUUCUUCUCUGAACAGGUGAGCCACCAUCCUCCCAUCUCUGCCUGCCACUGUGAGUCCAAGAACUUCACCUUCUGGCAAGAUGUGAGAUGGAAAAACAAGUUCUGGGGGAAAUCGAUGGAGAUCUUACCAAUCGGGAGUGUGAAUCUCAUGAUUCCCAGGUUUGGAGAUCAUUAUGAAUGGAACAAAGUCACCACCUGUGUGCACAACAUCCUCAGUGGACAGCGGUGGAUCGAACACUACGGGGAGAUCACCAUCAGAAACACGAAGAGCAGCGCUUGUCUCUGCAAGCUUACUUUCGUCAAGGGAAACUACUGGAGUUCUAAUGUGAAUGAGGUUCAAGGAUUUGUGAUGGAUCAAGAAGGGAAAGUGAUCCACAGGCUUUUUGGAAAAUGGCACGAGGGCCUUUACUGUGGUGUCCCACCCUCUGCUAAAUGCAUCUGGAGGCCAGGCUCCAUGCCGACAGAUUACGAGCUGUACUACGGCUUCACCAGGUUUGCCAUUGAAUUGAAUGAACUUUGCCCCGAGUUGAAAGAUGUUCUGCCCCGAACAGACGCCCGAUUCAGGCCUGAUCAAAGGCAUCUGGAGGAGGGGAGCUUGGAGAUGGCGUCCUCAGAAAAGCAGCGCAUUGAGGACAUGCAGAGAGUCCGGAGAAAGUGGAACGAGGAGAACGACAUCAAACUGGAGCCACGCUUCUUCAAAAAAGUGGUUUAUGCCAAUCACAAGGAGAGGUGGGUCUCCAACAACACGUACUGGGAGCUUCGCAAAAACCCCGGCUUCAUCAAUAUGGAAUCUACAAUGAACCUGUGGUAGCACACGGAUUGUCAUGUCCAUCAUAUCUUCAUCGCAGACAAAGACGGCUGUCGCCGAUGCACAAGAAGGUGUUAAGAGAAACACGUUACGAUGAAACAUCCGUGUGCAGGGAUGCAGAGCCGGUUACAGAGCUAAGGGAUGGCCUGAGGCCCGGUGAGCCUGUCGAGGUUCUGUGGCACUGCCACAUGGUCGUCCAUCCAUGGAAACAUCCCGUAGGAUCACCUUCUUUGUGCUUGUGGAAGCUCGUACCACUCCUAUGUAGAUCUUUCCUCAGCUCCUUCGACUUCCGAGUAUGUCCUUGCCUUAAAAAGACACCCGUACAAGCCACAUGAUUUAACGCUUUUUUUCCAUUGAAGCCAUUUGAUUUGAAGACGGUUUUGGGUUAGACUAGGCUAUGAAGUAGACCUUUCGAUUACCUACGAUACCUAUUUGCAUGUUUAGAGAGCAGCUUUCACUGGCAUUUAGCCACAUUUACUAUAUCAUCAAUCAUUGUAGAAAAAAAGGUGUUUUUAUAAAAUAUCUUGGACUCAGAAUUUAGUGAAAAAGCAUUAUGUGAAUUGGCAGAUUUGAUUUAUUUUUGCCUUUUUAAUACUGUUGAAUUUGUGUGAUGGUAGUACUCUCUCUCGGGAAACAACUAAAUUAAUCUCAGCUGCAGCGGAGUCCGUAUGGCGACCACAGGUGUAAAUCCUAUUGCAGUGUUUUGGACAUGUGAUGCAGGAGACACCUACAACCUUCACCCAAUGUUUUCUUUCUGAAAUGCUCAACACAGUUGUGUUUCAGCUCACAGUGGAGAGUCUGUGUAAAUAGAGCGGUGCCGUACUCCACUGUCUAAUUUCAAACAUGAAACCACAUCCUCUGAAUCACAUGGUUACACGAACACACACAUAACUCCCUCCUUAUAUAGUAGGCACGCCAUAUAUAAUGCACUCUCAAACAUAAAACACUUCUCUGAGUGAAAGGUCUGAGAGAAGAUGAUGGAGCAGGUUGUACAGACUGUAAAGCUCUCAGACACACUUGUGAUUCUGGGCUUUAUAUAUCAACUUGAUAUAUAUACGAGGAAAACACUCAUCUACACAAGCUGCAAAUCACCAUCACAGUUUACCAAAGCAUUAUCUUAAAUGUACAUUCUUGUUCUGACUCACAACCAAAAAUUAAAAAUGGGAUGAAACAAAGAAAACAACUAUUACCAGCAGCUGUUUGGUAUUUUUCUUUAUUAAUCAAUCUAAAAUAAGGAAUACAUUUUCUUUUGAUGAAUUAUUAAUUAUGUCAGAACUCCCAAAACUCAUUCAGUCAAAAGUAAACAGUCGCUCCAAAAUAGAAACACCAGAGCCACCUACAGGUCGCGCCAUGAAAAUGCCAUAUCAGUAGUCUGUCGGUCAAAAACAACUAUAUUUCCAAACAAGUUCAUACGGUACCAAUUUUACAGUUCAAGAAUAAAAAUGUGUGUGAUUUCCCCGGAGACUGUACUGCUGCAUUCUGGGCUUCUGCACAGCACCAGUUACCUAUUUGCAGUGUUGUGUAUUUAUUGCAAAGCAGAUUAGCUUAAACGUGUUAAUAUUGUCCCCCUUUUUUGCGUUACAGAGUUAGAAAAUAUCAGUGAAAUCACAAACACGGAGUCACACGUUGUCCACACUUUGUGUACGAGCAUAUCUGAGUGGAUUCCCCUCGGACAGGACCGCGGGGGUGAGGGACUAUAAAUACGUAGAAUGAAAACUAUGUGGAGCAAAUCCAUCUCGUGUGCACUGUUCAUAUGGUACUGUAGAUUACAAACCAAAAAAAGGUAGAACUGCUUUGCAUCCAUAUCCCUUUUAAUUUUAUCCCCGAUCACAAACUCAAUGCUAGAACUUGUCAGUGUCAGUUUCACUUGCUGUGCCUUAAUGCAUUUAUUAAUGCCUCACAAACACACUACUGAUGAGAAUCCCCAUGCAAAGAAGGUAUGCCAUUAAUAAACUCCGGACAUUAUGCGGUCUCCAGCUCCCUGCAGAGGACACAUUGUACGCGUUGAUGGUUUCUCUGCAGACAAAGUGUCUCCUCUACGGUCUUAAAGGGAGACGUCUUUGAUGGGAUUUGACUGUAAAAUGCUUGCAGACAGUCUGCACUGCUCUGCUACACCAACAUGUAACCAAAACAUUUUGGUUAUCACUGUAAAUACGGCACAUUUAGAAGAUGGGUCGCUAAUUAAAAAGCGGAUUCCUUUUCCCUCUUACAUCAGUGAUUUUGCUUUUUUUUUUUUUACGAGACUGAACCACAGCAGGUGUGUGAAGAGGUAACAGCAAUGCUUUGCGUAGGUUUUGGUAUCAAAGAGUGACUGAAACGAAAAAAAUACUCAUGAAAACCUCUUCAUGCUUUCUUCAUCCACUGUUGCACCUGCAUGUCUAGACUACUUAGCCUGCCAAUGAAUAUUGCAGAUGCCUUACCAAAAAAAUAUUGAAAAAAAUGUUUUUUCUUUUUGUUCAAUUGGACUUUUUGUUUUUGCUUUGGACUGACAUGUAUCCCAAAGCACCGUGUCAGCGCUUUCAAAUCUAUUUCCUGAUGGGUACCUUCUAAAGUGCAAUUUUAACAAAGUACAUAUCUUUCCAUGAACACUGUACACUGCUGCUACAUAGUGCUUGUUCUAAUAAAACUGUAAAACUCAA
Messenger RNA from Anarrhichthys ocellatus (wolf-eel), 5764 nucleotides. RefSeq names its product oxysterol binding protein-like 6 (gene osbpl6). Gene Ontology annotation, cellular component: nuclear membrane; plasma membrane; perinuclear endoplasmic reticulum. The record is from RefSeq and is a predicted model, not a curated record. The transcript is spliced from 23 exons. NCBI's taxonomy places the organism in Eukaryota, Metazoa, Chordata, Actinopteri, Perciformes, Anarhichadidae. Gene Ontology annotation, molecular function: cholesterol binding. Bases 369 to 3128 code for a protein of 919 amino acids.